Penicillium concentricum is the source of this 1341-nucleotide messenger RNA. RefSeq lists its product as uncharacterized. NCBI's taxonomy places the organism in Eukaryota, Fungi, Ascomycota, Eurotiomycetes, Eurotiales, Aspergillaceae. Bases 1 to 1341 code for a protein of 446 amino acids. The record is from RefSeq and is a predicted model, not a curated record. The transcript is spliced from 8 exons.
AUGGAUAUUCCAAAACCUGUUGAGGGCGAUGUUGACAUUGGAACUGGUACAUUUCAGGCUUGCUGGGUCCUCACAGCCAUUGUCGGCGUAGCAUUGUUGUUCCGCUAUGCCGUCAAGGCCUGGGUGCGUUGGGCUUUGCCGCAGGUCACUGCACCCGGCCGAAUCUGGGGUAUAGAGGACUUGUUCUUCCUCGUAGCUUGGGGUUUUGAUAUUACUCAUAUGAUAUUUAUUCAACUGAGUGCCAAUUGGGGUCUCGGGAGGCAUUUCUUCUACUUAACGGGUGAAGAACGUCUUAAUGCUAUGAAAUGGGACUUCCUUUCACAGCCUUUGGCUGUCACUUCGGCGAUGAUUUCUCGCGCAGGCAUGAUGUGGUUCCUUUUGACCUGCUUUGCGGCAAGCGACAAGAAUAUUCGCAAAUCUAUUAUUAUCUGCGCUAUUGUUCAAGUCGUUGUCAAUAUGGUUACCAUUGUCCAGAUCAUUGUCCAGUGCGGACCGAACCCAUAUCAAACGACUGAUCGAGUUCAAUACUUCCACUAUAUGUGGACACCACUCCCUGAAGAUGGCUCCGUCAAGUGCCAAUCACCGGCCGUCCAGACAACUAUCGGAUUUGUGCAAGGAGGGUUCAACACCGCCAUCGAUUUCUUCCUCGCUGUACUCGCUGCCGUCGAACUCUGGCAAUUCUUUUUACGAACUCUCCACCGUAAUCCAAACAUAACGUUCUGGUCCCAAUUCUGCAAAAUCAGUGGCACCGUCCGAUCCCGCCGGAUUUGGCAGACCAUCACUCUCAGUGGACCACUGAUCCUCUCCGGGUGUGCUUCUAUUGUAAAGACCUAUAAACUCAAAUCCCUCGGUGACAGGCAGGACUUUACAUACAACAUCGUGACGUUUGUUCUCUGGGUAAAAAUUGAAAACUACAGCAUCCUUCUCGCCUCCUGUGCCCCAGUAGCCCGUCUCUUCCUCCGCUCCUUCGUCGACCACAGACGCGAAGGCCGCACUCACGGCUACUGGUCUCGCACCCCGUCGAGUGGCCACAACGAGCCUGACACAGAGCUAAAACGCCGCGCUAAUGCAAAGGACCAUUGGCUGGAUUCGACGACAGUAACUAAUAUGACCAAUACUGGCAUUCACGAUGAGGAGAAUCCGGCGACUCGGUGGGAUGUGUAUGAGCAUGAGCGCUCGAGUAAUCGGGUUUCGAAGGCGGAGAUGGCGGGGCAGCUUGAUGAUGGAUUUGUUACUGUCAAGACAGAUAUUGUUGUUCAGGUUGGUAAUAGGCGGUCGACUUCUUCGGGUGGAACGAAGUUGUUACCUGGUGGUGAGGCUCAUUCUGGGGGCUUUCAUUGA